Messenger RNA from Anopheles arabiensis, 766 nucleotides. Its product is annotated as histone H1-like. The record is from RefSeq and is a predicted model, not a curated record. Gene Ontology annotation, cellular component: nucleosome; nucleus. Bases 62 to 766 code for a protein of 234 amino acids. Gene Ontology annotation, biological process: chromosome condensation; negative regulation of DNA recombination; nucleosome assembly. Gene Ontology annotation, molecular function: nucleosomal DNA binding; structural constituent of chromatin; double-stranded DNA binding. NCBI's taxonomy places the organism in Eukaryota, Metazoa, Arthropoda, Insecta, Diptera, Culicidae. The transcript has a single exon.
UGCUGUGUCAGUGUGUGAGUGAAAGCGAAUAACCCCUCAAACAAGCGCGAAAGCAACUACGAUGGCCGAUUCCGCAGCGACCGAAGUCCCGGCUGCAGCAGCUGCUGCUGCCCCAGCCACCACGGCCAAGUCACCGAAGAAGCCAAAGGCGGCCGCCGGCCCUAAGAAGCCCAAGCAGCCAGCGGCACAUCCUCCGAUCAACGAGAUGAUGCUGGCCGCCGUCAAGGCACUCAACGAACGCAACGGUUCCUCGCUGCAGGCGAUCAAGAAGUACGUGGCGGCCAACUACAAGGCUGACGUGACCAAGCUGGCCACUUUCUUCAAGAAGGCCCUCAAGACUGCCGUCGCCAACGGCAAGCUGGUCCAGACCAAGGGAACCGGUGCGUCGGGCUCGUUCAAGCUCUCGGCCGCAGCCAAGAAGCCAGCGGUAGAGAAGAAGAAGAAGGCAGCGGCCCCCAAGAAGUCGGCCUCUGCCGCGGACAAGAAGAAGAAGACCGCAGCCAAGAAGCCUGCCGGAGAGAAGAAGGCCGCCGCCAAGAAGACCACCAAGAAGGCUGACGGUGCCGCCGCCAAGAAACCGAAGGCCGCCGCAGCUAAGAAACCCAAGGCCGCCGACGGAGCUAAGAAAGCCGCCAAGAAACCGGCAGCCCCGAAGCAGAAAUCCACCAAGCCAUCCAAGGCCGCGGCUGCCGAAAGCACCGAAACCAAAGAAGGCAGCAGCUCCCGCCAAGAAGGCCGCCGCUCCCAAGAAGGCUGCCGCACCUAA